Messenger RNA from Coprinopsis cinerea okayama7#130, 1095 nucleotides. RefSeq lists its product as hypothetical. Lineage: Eukaryota; Fungi; Basidiomycota; Agaricomycetes; Agaricales; Psathyrellaceae. The record is from RefSeq and is a predicted model, not a curated record. The coding region runs from base 1 to 1095 and encodes 364 amino acids. The transcript is spliced from 15 exons.
AUGGCUGGGGAAGUCGCCCUGCAAGGAUCGCCCGCAGAGAUUGCCCAUGGACAGAUGUUCAUCGGGUUCUUCAUUAAUGUUCUGCUGUGUGGCAUUAUGAUCACGCAGGUAUAUCUUUAUGGUGUAACGUAUAAAAAGGAUCCUGUGUGGAUUAAGAUUGCUACUGCAUUCCUCUUUGCUUAUCUCUACCGUUCCCUGAUUAAAUUCUAUGGCAUCGUUGAAAUCCUCAACAAAGCUGACUGGAUCAUUAUCGGGCUCCUUGCCGGUGCUGGAGGAGUCGCGGGUAUCUGGACUGCAUUCGAAGUCGGUCGAACGCCGACCUUCACUGAGUUCCAAAAUUUCAAGGCUACCGUCAUUGUUUGGCUCGCUGCCGAAGCUCUCUGCGAUAUUCUCAUCACAGGAAUUCUCGUCUGGUAUUUCGACAACACAAGACCGGAUUCUCGCAUUCCGACCUCAUUGUGGAUCGCAUUAUUCGGCCAUACCGUUAUCUUGCCCCGUCUCGGAAAAGAUGCUAAACAUGUCAACUGCACGCAGCCGAAGGGAACUCAUCUCAUCUUCAAUUUCCCUCUGGCCAAGUUAUACACCAACUCUCUGAUGAGUAGUUUGAACUCUCGAAAGGGAUGGAACUUCCACACCAAGGAUCAAAACAAGACUAUCCUUGAAUCGGAACAUGGUUUGAGCAGCGGCACCGGACAAGGAAGCCAGGGCGCUGUCUCGAAACAACGUAUGAGCCUGCAACAGGACGUUAGAUCGGUCGGCGUUGCUUCAAGGCCAGAGAUCUUUGUCCAUGUCGAGUCUCAUGAGCUCGUGGAUGUCCCCAAUGGGCACCAAACAGUGCUCCCAAUCUCUAUUGGCAAUAGAAGGCCGGGCGAUGCGUCAACUCACUCCUCUUUGGAGGCUUCGGAUAACGAGAAACGCCAGUGGAAUCAUCCGUACUAUGCGGCUGAAAUUUUAAAGGACAACAGCAGAGGUCUCCCCGACCAUGGUGGUCGUAUCUGGUUGAGAGCGAUACGGUUUUCGCUUCUCGCUCCAGGAUCCCCUCUGCUAGAGUGUGGAUGUACAGUCAAGAAGUUUGCGUCGGUUCGCGACUUCUAG